Messenger RNA from Tauraco erythrolophus (red-crested turaco), 417 nucleotides. NCBI's taxonomy places the organism in Eukaryota, Metazoa, Chordata, Aves, Musophagiformes, Musophagidae. The record is from RefSeq and is a predicted model, not a curated record.
AGCCUCGAUGAAUAUGAAGAUGAUGAAGCAGGGCAGAAGGAGCGAAAGAAGGAGGAUGCUAUUACCCAACAGAAUACGAUACAAAAUGAGAGUUCCAGUGCAGAUACCCCUGGCUCAUACUUUUUACAGGACUCCUCCAGGAUGGUUUCAAGCAGGUAUAAAAGCACAGCUAAUGCACCAGAAGAUGAUGCUCCAAAUAGAUAUUCCCGAACAGACAGGACAACUUACAGCAGAUACAGCAGGGAUGCAAAUUCUUCUGGCAGUUCUCUACCAAGUAACGCUUUGGAAAAGAGGAUUGAGGAACUUGAAAGGGAACUUGCAAAGGAGAGACAGGAAAAUGCGAGAUUAAUGAAGAUGACACAGGACAAAGAGGAACUAAUUGGAAAGCUGAAGGAAGAAAUUGAUUUAUUAAACAGA